Molecule: messenger RNA, 1993 nt
Organism: Apodemus sylvaticus (European woodmouse)
Lineage: Eukaryota; Metazoa; Chordata; Mammalia; Rodentia; Muridae
Gene: Emid1
Product: EMI domain containing 1
Exons: 15
Coding region: 33-1373 (446 amino acids)
Molecular function (GO): protein binding
Source: RefSeq, a predicted model, not a curated record
UGCGCGCCCGCGGCUGCGGCGGGGACGACAGCAUGGGCGGCCCGCGGGCCUGGACUCUGCUCUGCCUCGGGCUCCUGCUCCCAGGAGGCAGCACCGCGUGGAGCGUCCCCGGCGCCCGGUUCUCGGGUCGCAGGAACUGGUGCUCCUACGUGGUGACCCGAACCGUCUCCUGCCACGUGCAGAAUGGCACCUACCUCCAGCGAGUGCUGCAGAACUGCCCGUGGCCCAUGGGCUGCCCUGGGAACAGCUACAGAACCGUGGUGAGACCCAUGUACAAAGUCAUGUACAAGACAGUGACCGCCCGAGAGUGGAGGUGCUGCCCUGGACACUCGGGGACGACCUGUGAGGAAGGCUCCCCUGGCUUCCUGGAGCCCACGUGGUCAGGCAGCAGCACGCGGCGGAUGGCAGUGAGGCCCACAGCCUUCUCAGGUUGUCUCAACUGCAGCAAAGUGUCUGAGCUGACAGAGAGGCUGAAGGCGCUGGAGGCCAAGGUGGCAGUGCUGAGUGUGACAGAGCAGACAGUGUCCUCAGUCCCAGCUACGCCUGAGGACUCUGCCCUGCUCUGGGGCUCCCCAGCUGCCCAGGGCAGCCCAGGAGAUGGAAGCCUGCAGGACAGAGUCGCUCUUUGGGAGCUUCCUGGGUCCACUGGCCCCAAGGGAGGCACUGGCAGCCAGGGCCCAGUGAGGAUUAGAGGCCCACCAGGCCCACAGGGACCCCCAGGACGCCCUGGCCAGCCAGGAGCUGCAGGCAUCCCUGGAAAGAUGGGACCUCCAGGACCUCCAGGUCCACCUGGGUCCCCAGGGCCUCCAGCCCCCAUCGGGCCACCCCAUGCCCAGGUUCCCCUGCCUGGAGAUCCAUUGCUGUCUAAUACCUUCACUGAGACCGGCAGCCACUGGCCCCAAGGACCCACUGGGCCCCCAGGACCCCCCGGCCCCCCGGGGCCCAUGGGUCCCCCUGGAAUUCCCGGCCCCACGGGUGCCCCUGGGAGCCCUGGACACAAGGGAACCCCAGGCCCUUCUGGACCCAAAGGAACCUCUGGGCACCCAGGAGAGAAGGGAGAGCGAGGGCUGCCUGGGGAACCUGGCCCCCAGGGUUUGAUGGGGUUUCCGGGAGAACCUGGCCCCAAAGGAGACCCUGGUGAGAAGAGCCACUGGGCUCCUAGCUUACAGAGCUUCCUGCAGCAGCAGGCUCAGCUGGAGCUCCUGGCCAGACGGGUCACACUGCUGGAAGCCAUCAUCUGGCCAGAACCAGACUUGGGAUCCGGGGCAGGCCCUGAUGGCACAGGUACCCCCAGCCUCCUUCGAGGCAAGAGGGGAGGACACCCAACCAACUACCAGAUCAUCACCCCCAGGAGACGCAACGAGAGGAGCUGAGAGGGUGGUGGUGGCUCUUCAGGGUUCAACACCAGGCUUCCUCCCCUAGCCUGGACUUGGCCAGCUGCCUCCAGGGACUGCCAGUUCCUAUUUAUUAAUAUCCUCAGGGACCCCUGUGCCAUCUUGGUCUUCGGGGUAGGCAGAUCUCAGUGGUGGCAGCUUAUACAUGACAGCCUAAACAGGGCUUGGGCCUCAAAGUCAGGCCUCACUCGCAGCUGGCCUAGUUAGUUCCCUCUGUGAAAUGGGGUGAAAAGGCGAUGAAGGGAAUGGAUGGAGGUACAAGGCUUUCAGUCGUCUUGGCUGCCGUAAGUUGGGACCUGGGACCGCCUGGCCCUGCAGACAUGCAAGGAUUGGGGCAGAAGUCUCAGGUCCCCCCUGUAAAACCUUGGGGAGUCCUGUGUGCCCUGCGUUUUCUGGUGCUGAGUUUCACCCCAAAUCCAGGCUGCUUAACCUCUAACUGAAUGGUUGGUGCUUCUUACAUCAGUUCCACCCCAGGCUUCCACUGCCCCACGUCCCACGUGGGAGUGGGAUGUGUAGGAGGGACUCCUACUCCAAGUACCUGCUGCAAUGCCUGCCACGGAUGGCUCUGUACGGGACAAUAAACAUCCCUGCUGACCCUA